AUAGCGACUGUCAAGUCAAAUCUAAAGUGAAGUUGAAGGAAAAAGAUGACUGCCUGCUCGUCGGUCGUUUCGUUGUCGCGUAAAAGUUAGCUUUAGAGUUGGCAAUUUCCCGGUUCCACCGAGUAUAAAGUGAGCUAAAGUUUCUGUUUUAAACAACUACCCGACGCAAGGAGUAGCGUUCGCGGUGUAAUUCAUUGAAAGAAAAAGGAUAUCUUCACAAGAAAAUGUUCGAGAGUGAUCUGCGUCCGGAACAUAACGAAGGCCAAUUUUGUCGGCUGUGCUUCAACAAAUCUGAUGAUUUAUCUUCGCUGUUUCCACCCGCCAGCAUUCCGAACAAGUCUUUGCUUCAUAAAAUUUUUGACUGCACCUCCAUAACGUUAAGUUUCCGAGAUGAUCACAAUGCGAAGAUUUGUAACAGCUGCAUUGUCAGUAUUGAAGCUUUUUCUAAGUACAAAAAGAAAUGUGUCGAAAAUGAUAAAUUGUUACGAAAACGAAGGACCAACUUUUUCUCUGGACUUGGUUUAACGUCAGAUCCUGCUUCUGUUAGAGCUAGUGGAGUAUUAGACAACGAAGAAAAACAGCUGAACAAAUCGGAACAAGACAAUAUACGUGAAAAUAAAGACAAUUGUUCAGUUAAGCAGGAGGUUAUUGAUGAAGUUGAUGAUGAUGAUGGAUACUUCAAUCCCGAUCAAUUUCUUGCCCAAGAGACCCAGAUCGGCGAUAAACAGCUUGACCAAUCGUCACUGAAUGGAGGUAAUCAAAACGACAUCAGUCCGGCUAGCAAUGUUAAUUUUGAAAGAGGAUGGAGAACAACUGAGUUUUCUCCACAACCGGGCAAUUCCGGGUUAAAGGCACUUAAGAUAACAGACUACUCAAAUUUGACAGGCAAGCGUGGAAGGCCUCAAAAGUUUAUAACGACAGUACCUACCGAAAGGCUACUUGCACGUCCUGGUUUGCGACCUACUUCAAAUCCAUUCCAAAACUCGUCUCCCUCAACACCACAACCACGUGGCUUCGAGAGUGCCUAUCGCCAACAUUUGAAUAUGAGCAAUGGCGGUAGACUUUCAGGACUUGAACCUUUAGCAUUAGGUGGCAGGUACGACGCAUUCACAUUAACAUCAGCGGAACAGACGAGGAAGGUCCAGAAAUUUCUCGAUGAUGGUUUGCGAGAUCUAAUUUUGAAUGCUGGUGCUCCAAAUCCCAAUUUUGCAAUGGACGGUGGUUAUACUAGUUUCAAAGUGGUAAAAGCCCGCUGCAAUUCAUAUAACAUAAUCUUUGAGGCAAACCGUUUCCUACGCCGAAACAAAUCGUGCAGUGGUUUACCGAAAUGGUAUUGGGCCUGCAGUGUCAGUGGUUGUCCAGUAAAAAUUUGUAGUUAUAAAGGAAGAUUGUUCAAGACAAAUGACAAAAUCAACCACAUUCAUCCGCCUACAGAGACUGACGAAAAACAACUUGAUGCAAUUCUGCCAGAACAAGCAGAUGAAGAACUUUCGCAACUACAGCAAUCACCAGCAGUAGGAUCUCAUAGACCUCAACUUGAGCAACAGCAGCGGGAACAAGGCUUAAGGGAAUCAGGCGAGUCUAUAAUAAAAACAACCUCGCAAGGAAGUGUAAAGGGGGAUGAACUCAUUGAUAAGGCUGAACAAUACAAUAUAACGAGAGAUAAUGAUGAACACGAGAUUUUAGUUUACAAGGAACAUAAGCACAAAUUAUCAACUGUAAAUGAAGAAGGAGUAAAAAUCUGGAAAUGUGUUAACAUGAAUGAUGAGGGCCAUGUAUGCAAUGAUGUCAUACACCAAUUCACCGAUGGAAGCAUAAAAUUGCAAAAAAUGGUUAAGAAAGAAGAAUUAAGCGAUUUUGAUGAAGGAGAAGAAACAGCAAAUGACGAUGAAGGUGAUGGAGGUAAACGCAAAAGUCGCCCUCCAAAGGUGGCUGUUUAUGAAGGAUAUUAUUAUAAGUAUUGUCACGCAAGACCAGAAGGUACCUUGUAUUGGAGAUGUGUAAUGAAACAAGACAACAAUUGUCUGGCCUCUUUGCAUACGAAAGCAAAUUUUGAAUUCCUUAAUUUAAAUGACCAGUCGCACAAUCACGAUUCGCAGGAUCCGCCAGUCAAGCUUGAAAAUGUUAUAGUUUGCAAGGUAAUAGCCACAGCAAAAUCUCCGCCUGUUUUACCAGCUGGAUCUUCAGAUUUUCAACUGGUGAAGAGUGGGCAGAAACGAGAAUUUCUUAUCUAUCAAGGCUACCGUUAUUAUUUCCAAUACGAGUCCAAGAACGGCAAACGUUCUUACAGAUGUACAAUGUUCCGCAAUUGUCCAGCGGGGGCGUUUUUGAUGCCGGACAACACAAUUGCAGAGGCUAAGAACUUUGUUCAUACGCAUCCACCAACAGAAAAUCUAGAGAAAUAUGUAACAAAAGACAGUUUGAUUACUAGUCCAAUCAAAGAUGCAGAUGGCCAACCGCGAAGACAGCAGCAAACUGUUGCAGAAAGCGGUCAAUUUCCUAUGAUAUCUGAUCCUGUUACAAGUGCCAGCAGCAACGAAGAAGUUGCACGUGCGAAUGGCUAUAAAAUUAUUAUGAAUUACAAAAACAAAGAGAUACUCAUUUACAAUGGAUGGCGAUAUUUCGUUGAUUACAAAAAGAAAAAUGGUGGUCAAGUCUGGCGAUGUUCUUCUCAUAGACUUUGUCGAGGUGCUGUGCAUCUGUUUCCAGACGGAUCCAUAAACUUUGCCAAAUUAGUUGAUCAUAAUCAUAUGCCACCUAAAAAAAGUCUUAAUGCCUCAAAUAUUUCUGUUGAUUCGGGUCGAAUCGGGGACAGUUUUAAUAACAUAAAUUAUUCUAACAACGGGUUGUUACCGGAAGUUCCAUCUAAUGCAUAUGCUCCACCGUACCAUCGAUAUAUUACUCAUAAUGGACAUCGUUUUCGGUUUGCUACUCGUAAGCGGGAAGGUACUAUUUACUGGCGUUGCGCAAUGAGGCUAGAGACCAAAUGCCCGGUAUCUUUUCAUACUAAGGAGGACACAUACGAGUUGGUUAGCAUGAGAAAUCAUGAGCACAAUCAUGGAAUACCAUCUCUCUGGCCGGAAGUUGCGGGAGGUCAAAUUGAUGAAGAACUCCCAGCAGUGAAGAUGCCUCAGGAAGAAAUUGGAACUUCCGAUUACAUUUUGGCUAAGAACUCUAAAGGUCGAGACGUUAUCCUUUACCAGAAUGGACGAUAUUACUUGGACUACUCGAGAAAAGAUGGUAAAAUAGUUUUCCGCUGCUCUUCUGUUGCAGGGUGCCGUGCUACCGUUUUUCUGCUUCCGAACAAAACCCUUCAGGUAAAUCGUGAUCUGGUACAUAACCACGGUACCACUUCAAUUAUGAACAACCUAAUGAAUCAAUCGAUUCAUAUGCUUGAGCAAAGCUGUGGUUCCAAAUCAGAUGAUGAGGUUCAAUUAAUUGCUCCUCCAGAUCCGCUUAGCAUCGAUGUGAAUCAAUCCGUUGACCCAGCAUCCUCAUCGUCAUCAUCCUCAUCACAUCAAUUGCCUAAAUUCAUUGUGCAUCAUGGAUACCACUAUAAAUUCGUUUCUAGAGAUGUAAACAAUCAGACAACAUUUUGGCGAUGCUCAAAUUACGAGGCUAAAAUGAAUUGCAAGACCACGCUUUAUACUAAUCUUGCUGGUCAGGUGAUACGUUCUAAUAAUAUUAUACAUAACCAUAAAGCCGAAGAUUAUAACAAUGCUUCUGCUAAUAAUAGUUUAGCAAAAAGAAAAAAUCUUAUUGGUUCACGAGACUAUAAAAUCGUAAAGAAUUGGAAAAAUCGAGACGUACUGGUGUUUCAACAAUGUCGAUACUUUCUCCACUAUGUUAGAAAAGAUGGUCGAAAAGUUUGGCGUUGCUCAGCAAUUCGCAGUUGCCACGCUGCCGUAUAUCUCGGGGCAGAUGGUCGUGUUGAUCAGGUAAAAGGAGAACAUGUGCACGAUGUACGAGCGGAAGGUGAACCUCGCAGGAGACGUGCAAGAAGAUCACAUUUGGAGCUCGUAGCUCAUGGUGGAGGUCCUGAUGGAAACGGAACCAUGUCUUCCGGAAAUGGCAAUGAAUGGAUCGAUUAUAGUGACUAUGGAAUGCAAAUAAAUAGCAGCAGUAAUGAUAACAAUUCCUUGUGGGAUAAUUUCAACCCUCAUCAGAUGGGAGUGAUAGGAGAUAACGGUGCAAAUUUUGACUUUAGUUAUCAUUCAGUGUUUGGCAAUCAAUCAAGCUUUGGAGAAAGCUUCGGAAUGCUAACGAGUGAAGCAGACACAACUGGGCUCGACGAUGACGAUGAAAACCUACCUUUAGAGCCGGACAUCAGCUUCCAAGAACACGAAAAUUUUGAAAGCCUACAGAACCAGCAGGAUCUCGACCCGGUGGUAUAGAUGGAUUGAGAAGUAUCUAAAAAUAUUUUUAAAUUGAGUUUCUUGUUUUUGAAUUGAAAUAGUUUUAUAUACGUUUUAAGUUAAAAAAGAUAGUUUGUAAUCAUAUAGAAUCGCGAAUUUACCUGAACAAAAAUCGAUCAUCUCGGCAAAAUUUCUUCCAUAUGUUUGACCUGUUAAACAUUUUUUUAACAGAGAGUAUUCUUUUUUAGCCAUGUCACAUACAAAGGCGUUCAAUGAUUCAUUUGUGAGACGUGUAAUUAGGAAAAAACGUAGUAAAUUGUGGAUGAAACUGUAAGAAAAAAGUUAAACCAUGCAACUGGAGGCUGCUGAGAAAAUCGCAGCUGUGUUAGAGAAAAGAAAGCCGAAUGUUUACUCGUUCCACUGAUUGGGUGACGUAGAGAGCUAGAGUACAUGUUAUUCCUAUAUAUUUUAAUUAAAAAAUAUAAUUUAUCCUUACACUUAAACUCGACGUGAAUAAACCAGCACACAUUAUUAAAGAAUGAAUAUAAAAUGCAAUUUUACAAAUCCCUUUCCACAUUUAAGUACUACAUUAUUCAUAUGAUGCAAAUAUAUUGAUACAAUUAUGUAUGGUAUUUAUUA
Molecule: messenger RNA, 4994 nt
Organism: Wyeomyia smithii (pitcher-plant mosquito)
Lineage: Eukaryota; Metazoa; Arthropoda; Insecta; Diptera; Culicidae
Exons: 4
Coding region: 225-4394 (1389 amino acids)
Cellular component (GO): nucleus
Molecular function (GO): zinc ion binding
Source: RefSeq, a predicted model, not a curated record